AACAAAUUUCCAUGUCACUUCCGGUUCACUUCCUACUUCGUGAGAAAACACAACUCGCAAGAUCUCUUCAACAGGUAAAGCAAUGUCGGCGUUUAAUUAUAACUACGCGAUCGUAAGUAGAAUCCCAAACAGUUUUAAAUAUAGUGGUCAGCAAUAUUCAAAUAAAUAUGAAAAGGAGAGCGAAAUCGAUGUAGAAAAAGCCCGAGAGGAACACCGGCAACUGAUAGAGACGCUUAAGAAAUGCGAGGUACGAGUUAUCGAACUUCAAGAGGAAGAGGACUACCCAGAAUGUUGUUUUGUGGACGAUUGUGCCGUAGUUAUCGGAGCCACGGCGCUCAUCACGAGACUUGGACAAACCACACGGCAGGGAGAGGUGGCAGAGAUUCGUAAAGUUUUAAAAGAUCUGAAAUUUCGUAUUGUGGAGAUUGUGGACCCUGAUGCUAUAGUGGAGGGGGGAGAUGUUCUGUUCACUGGGAAAGAGAUUUUUGUCGGGCUAGGACAAGGCAGGAGAACAAACGAGCGAGGGGCAUCUGCUGUGGUAGAUGCCUUCCCAGAAUACAACGUGACCCCGGUCCGAAUCGAUGGACAGGUCCAGCUGAAGUCACUGGUUUCCAUGGCAGGCAAGGACAUCAUUGCUGUAGGCAACAGCCAGAAUGCCAACAGGGUGAUGCAGCAAAUCAAGUCGGUGGCUCAGUACAGUUAUCGAAUUCUAAAGCUCGACAACGACAAAGCAGCUAAUAUGUUGUAUGUGAAUGGGCGACUAAUUCACAGGACAAGAGAAGAAAUCGGGGACAGGAGUUAUAGUGUUUUAGAUGAAAAGAUAACUUAUGCAAAACACAAGGUGCAGCUCUCAGAAAUUGAAAAAUCAGGUGGUGUUUUGUCCAACCUCGUCUUAUUCCUUAAAAAAUCCAGCCUUCCAAAAGAAAUUGUGUCCAACAUUACCUCUCGAGAUGUCUCGAUGUAUUCAGAAGUCAACUUCAUGUAAAUGAAACCCUGCAGCCAGCGUCAGUACAUUGUCAAUGUUUUAGUCUUAGCGUGCUUCGACAGAAUUUGCCUCGUAUAUUUGCACAAUAGCUAUUUAGCUUAAGUACAGCAAUUUUGGCAGAAAUAUUUUGAUUUAACGUGUUUUGCUGCAAAGUAGGAUUCCCAAGGGACAAUUUUUGCUUGCCUUAAAAAUGAAUCUUUUGUUACGAUGGGAUUUUUUAGAAUUAUUUUGUUCAUAUUUCACAUAGUGAUUACAAUGUGUGUAUUUUAUCUACUGUAGACCAGUUAUCAUGUGUUCAUACUGAAAGUUUAACAUUUAAUGUUAUCAAGAAAAGAUAGAGGCAGAUGUGACUGUCCUUAGGCAAUGUUAAAUCAUAUUGAUCAGUUGUCAUUAUAAAGACAAAAACCAGAUGCAAUUAUAUUUUAGGUUGUUAUAACAUUCCUGCAAGUUAUCUGUGUUAAGAUUUACAUGAAUAGGUUGUGAUAGCAAUGGCUAUAUACAUUCCCUGUAGAAAUUCGAUUUUGUCUGUUGAUAUGGAGUUGUGAAUAUAGAUAAAUCAGGGAUCUGAAGUUUUCUAACUUUUAUUUUUAUUAAAAUUGUAUAUUAUGUUGAAUAUUUUUCCUGUACAAAUGUACACACUUAUACAGCAGUACUAUUUUAUCUGAGGUAUUUUAUGAAAGAUUCUUUUGUCUUGUACAGUGUAUCUUGUUUAGAGCAACAUUGUGUUUAAAUGUCAUUUGCACUGUACAUGUAUAUAAAAGUUGCAUAUGUAAUCAUGUUUGACAAAUCUGAACAUUACAAAACAAAUUUUGCAUAAUUAACACGAAAAUUAAUAUUGUAAAUUUUUAUUUUUUAUUUGAAUAUGAAUAAAUUAUAAACUAAUGUUAACAAA
Ostrea edulis (European flat oyster) is the source of this 1877-nucleotide messenger RNA. RefSeq names its product N(G),N(G)-dimethylarginine dimethylaminohydrolase 1-like. The record is from RefSeq and is a predicted model, not a curated record. Gene Ontology annotation, biological process: arginine metabolic process; positive regulation of nitric oxide biosynthetic process. The transcript has 5 exons. Lineage: Eukaryota; Metazoa; Mollusca; Bivalvia; Ostreida; Ostreidae. The coding region runs from base 83 to 985 and encodes 300 amino acids. Gene Ontology annotation, molecular function: amino acid binding; dimethylargininase activity.